AUGAAACCUCUGUAUAGUUUACUGGAACAGGGUAGUGUUUUUAAGUGGACAAAAGCAUGUCAGCAAGCUUUUGAUGUAGCAAAACAAGAAAUUAGCUCUGAAUUAGUUUUAGUACAUUAUGAUAUAAAUAAACCUCUAAGAUUAGUGUGUGAUGCCAGUCAAUAUGGUAUAGGAGCCGUCCUAAAUCACGUAGAUUCAGACGGGACAGAAAGACCCAUUAGUUUUAUUUCACGGGUGUUAACAAAAUCUGAAAAAAAUUAUUCAAUGAUUCAUAAAGAAGCGUUAAGUAUUUAUUGGGCAGUACAAAAGUUUUAUCAAUUCUUAGCCGGUAGAAAAUUUGAAAUUAUGUCAGAUCACAGACCCCUCCAAGCUUUGUUUGGUGAAACACGUAGUCUACCACAAAUGGCAGCUGGAAGGUUACAACGAUGGUCUUUAUUUUUGUCUAAUUUUGACUACACUUUUAAAGUUAUUAAAGGGUCAGAGAAUGUUAAAGCAGAUGCUUUGUCCAGACUCCCGCUACCAUUUGAGGAAGGUGGUGAAGAAGAAAUCUAUGAUUAUUUACAUUUUGUUGAAAAUUGUGUGCCAAUAGAUGUUAAUAUAAUAAGAUCUGAAACAAGAAAAGAUCCUAUCUUAAGCAAAAUAUAUAAUAGUCUUAGAUACGGUUUUCCUGAAAAACCAGAUAACGAGAUACUAAAACCAUUUUUUGUCAGAAAAAAUGAAUUAUAUAUUGAUAAUGAUAUAAUAAUGUGGGGUUACAGAGUGGUAAUUCCAACAAAACUGAGACAGCAACUAUUGAAGGAAUUGCAUAACACGCAUGAGGGGAUGGUUAAGAUGAAAGCAAAUGCAAGGUCUUAUUUUUGGUGGCCUUCCUUAGAUAAUGAAAUUGAAGAUUAUGUUAGACGUUGUAAUAUUUGUAUGUUAGAAAGACCAGAACCAUUAAAAAGUAAAGCAGCGAGUUGGCAAGACGCAAAACAUUUGUAUGAGAGAGUUCAUGCUGAUUUUUUAGGACCGAUCAGGGGGAAAAUGAUUCUCAUAAUCAUUGAUAGUUUCUCUAAAUGGCCAGAAGCCUUUGUAAUGAACAGUACAAAUGCAAUUCAUACUGUUGAAAAAUUUCGAGAAGUUUGCUCGCGUUUUGGGUUACCAAAAUUAAUCGUAACAGAUAACGGUACUCAAUUUAUUUCAGAACAAUUUUCACAAUUUUGUUUUUAUAAUGGUAUCAAACAUAUGACCUCUCCUCCGUAUCAUCCUCAAUCAAAUGGGUUUGCAGAAAAUAGUGUAAAAACGUUAAAAUCGUCAAUAACAAAAAUGUUCAAAGCGGAAAGCAAGGCAGUAUCAAUGGAAACUCUUAUAAAUAGAUUUCUGUGUCAUUAUCGUAAUUCUAUACAUCAAACAACGGGAUAUAGACCCUCCGAAUUAGUUUUUAAAAACAAAAUAAGAACUCGUUUAGAUUUAUUAACAGAUAAUAAUAAAGGUGUUAAGGCAAAUAGAGGUAGUCGGAGCGUGAGAGUAGUGGAAUUUGAUGAGGGAGAAUUAGUAUAUUGUAGGGAUUAUAGAAUGCCUAAUAAGAAGAGUUGGGUAUUGUGUAAAAUCGAUGAAAGGUUAGGUGACAAUGUUUAUAUGUGUAGGUUAUUAAAUGAAAAUGUUGUGUGGAAGAGGCACCUAGAUCAAAUUGUAAAGGCGCUUCCUCCAAAUGAUGGGAGUGUUGUUAACAGUGAAGAGAGGCGAGAUACUGUUAACCAAACUCAUCAAUCUCAUCAUCAAAACGCAGAGACACAAGAAGCUAUUGUACCUUUAACUCCUAGUGUUAGGUUAGAACAAGAAAACGUCAAUGAACCUCUUAAGGAAGUAGUAGAAAAUGAUGGAGGUGAACCUGUAAUAAUUAAUACUAGACCAAAGCGUCAGUUUAAACCACCUCAGCGCUUAAACUUGUGA
This is a messenger RNA of Zophobas morio, 1932 nucleotides long. RefSeq lists its product as uncharacterized. The record is from RefSeq and is a predicted model, not a curated record. Lineage: Eukaryota; Metazoa; Arthropoda; Insecta; Coleoptera; Tenebrionidae. Gene Ontology annotation, biological process: DNA integration. The transcript has a single exon. The coding region runs from base 1 to 1932 and encodes 643 amino acids. Gene Ontology annotation, molecular function: nucleic acid binding.